CACACCAACCAUGAUGAAUGUAUGGAAGUGGUGGAUGAUGGAUUGGCAGAUUUAGUUAUGCUGGAUCCACAUGAAAUCUUCAUUGCUGGUCGCUAUCACUCGCUUGUUCCCAUCAUGAAGGAAUCCUUUGACAAAAAGCUCAAACAUUUUUACUCAGUGGCUGUGGUGCACAAAGGUAACCUAACAUCAGUAACAGGUUUGAAGGAUUUGGCUGGUACUGUUGCCUGCUUUCCAUCUGUGGCAUCCAUGGGUGGUUGGGUCAUACCUAUCUCUGAGCUCAUCAGUACAGGAGCCAUGGAGAUUAUUGAUUGCAACAAUCACAUCAAGUCAGCAUCUAAUUUUUUUAGUGGUGGGUGUGCUGUCAACAUUCUCACUGACAAGUACAACCCAUUGGGUGACAACAGCCAAGUUCUUUGUAGUGCUUGUGGUAGUGACCAUCCUGGGCAGCACUGCACCAGUCAGGACAUCUAUUCUGGCUAUCAAGGUGCUUUCAAUUGCUUGCUUGAUAAAGGAGACAUUGCUUUUGUUAAGCAUACUACUAUCAAGAGGGCAUUGGCAACACGUGGUAUAACAAAGACGGAAGAUGAUUUUGAACUUUUGUGCAAAGAUGGCACGCGUCGUCCAGUAUCUGAUUAUGAACAAUGUCAUUGGGGGUCAGUACCCUCCAGUGCUGUUGUCACAACUUCAGCCAAGAGUAUAGAGCAGCGAGGCUUGCUUCAGGAUUUUAUUAAGUUACUAGUUACCCGUUAUGGAAAAAAACCUGAAGAUUCAAAGGAAUUCUACCUCUUUGAAUCCUCACCAAAAUAUGGAACUUCGUACGAUUUGCUAAUGUCGGAUGAUACUGAGAUGCUGGUAGAGCUGGCUAUCAGCCAGCAAAACUUCCAAAAGUAUCUUAUUGGGAAUAUCAUGAGUCACAUUCAAACUGUGCAUUCAUGUCCUGUGGCCACUAUGACGCUCUGUGUCACUUCUGUGGUUGAGUUCUCCAAGUGUCUCAAGAUGCGGACUGCUUUGCACGCCCAACUACUCCAACCUAAGAUGGAAUGCCUCAAAGGAGAAUCCAACUUUGACUGCAUGGCUGCCAUCAAGAAACGGGAAGCAGAUGUGGCUGUAUUUGAGGCUGGAGACAUUUAUAGUGCAGGACUUACACACGAGUUGGUACCUAUAAUGGCUGAGCAGUACAAUCUUGAAACCCUUGAAUAUUAUGUUGUGGCUGUGUCAAAGGAGGAUGAUCCUGAUACUGAUGUACUCUAUCUGAAAGGUGAGAGGCAGUUAAACCAGACAUCUCCCCCUCGCCUCCGUCGCUUCAGCAUUACACCCAAGCUUUCACACCCAAAUAAGAAGUGUUGUCUCUAUUCUUUGUUAUUAGGUGCUUUUAGAUGUCUUGUGGAAGGAGGAGGAGACAUUGCAUUCCUUAAGCACACAACUGUACGGGAGAAUGUGGAUGGUAAGAAGAAGGAGUGGUGGGCUCGCAACCAGUUAACAGCCGAUUAUCAGCUCGUAUGUCGAGAUGGAACUCGAGCUCCUGUGACAGAAUAUGAGAACUGUAACCUAGGUACAGUUCGCUCCAACGCUGUUGUUACACGUGGAGGAUAUCUCUAUAAUCAGACUGAGGUGGAUACUUAUACAAACCUCUUCCUGUAUGCUCAACAGUACUUUGGCCGAGAUUCAGACGAUGAGUGGAACUUUAAGAUGUUUCAUUCAGACGAACCAUAUGCUGACCUCAUAUUUCAGGAUGCAACACAGCAGCUUGUGCCACUGCCUCCUGAGGAGCAUCAUUAUCAUUCUUAUCUGGGUUUGGAGUUCCUGAAUGCCAGAUAUGAGGUAGACUGUACUGCAAAGUCUGAUCAUCUGAGAGUUUCGUGUGUAUUGAUGCUUCUUGCAUUGAUAGCCAACAUUGUUCAUUAAAUUGCCAUUGAAAGUAAGCCAAAAACUUAAUAAUUGUAAAGUUACCCUAGGGAUAGUUCAUUAAGCACCAUUUACGUCUUUGUAUAAAGCAAGCACCGUGGACUAACAAAACUGGUAGUGUGAUUGUGUUACUAUAGAAGCAUCCUUUGCUUUUUAUUAUUUGCAUAUUUUUUGUAUCCUAAACAAUUUCUUAUUUUUGAGUCUUACCAUUAGCUACUGAUAUGGUGUAACCUUUCUUGCUACUCUCUCGCAUAGAAGGAUUAAUAAUAAACUUACACAUGCCAACUGUGUUCUGUAUUUUAAGUGACUGGUUUUGUAAAUGCUUUGAAUUUCAAAUUAUGGGGUUAGAGCAAAAUUUUAAGCACUUUGCUAAGUUAUCCUCUUAAGAAAUAUGACUAAACAGUGUUUAUGUAUGUAAAAGUUAACAAAUAACCUUUCUAAGUGUUUGAAAGUAAGGAAAUAAAAGAAAUAGGACAGGUAAUUACAAUUGUCUUUUGUAACAGCAGAGAUAUUUGUACCUGAGAUUGCACCAAGUGGGUUUGGGAUAAGUCCCUUUUUUCAAUCUGUCCUCACUGGCUAUGUACAAAAUUAAGAUAUUUAAGAACCUGUACAUAUUAGAUAUUAACCCUUAAACUGUCCAAACGUAGAUUUACGUUUUCGUGAGGAGCUCUCCGACCUUUAUUUUCUCCAUUUCAAAGCAUGUAGAAAAAACUUAGAUCUACAUUCAGAGCGCUAUGCAUGUGAACGUAGAUCUAUGUUUGGACAGUUUAAGGGUUAAGCAAUACAGAGAUGCACACUGAUGUAGUACUGAUACUAGAAAUAUACAGUAGCGCUACUUUAUUUUGCAGUGUUGAUGCAAAUCUUGCUUAAGCACAAGACAUUAAGUCAGGAAAAUUAGCUUAAGUUGUUUAGGUUCUCUUAGGUAUAUUUACAACUCCAUGUAGUUUUUGGAAUGACUUUGUAUGUGUACUGUAUUUUCUACAAUGCUUUUACAAGUUCAGUAAACAGACUGACGAUUGUAAUCUAUAUCUCCACUAAUAUCUUGCUAGAUUGUUCAUAUUUCCUUCGGUCCAAUUUUGUGUGCAUUUAAAGUAUGGAAAGCUGUUUCCAGUCAUAUUACAAAGCUCUUAUUGCUGUAACUUGCCCUCCUGAGUACUUUCUGAUCCUAGAUUAGGAGCAAAUGCUUUUAGUGCUUGUUCUCCAGUUUUCAGCAAGAUUACUAAUAAUCAUUAGAGUACUGGAUGAUUACUGGUUUGGUAAUGCAAAUUUACUUAUUUAUGGGUACCAUUAUUUUUGGAAGUAGCAAGUUGUAUUGAUAAAAAUAGGCCAGUAGGCUACUACUGGCAGCUGUAAUACCUAACUCAAAUUGACAGCUGUAGAUUUUCACUAGCCAUCUUCUGAUGGAACUUAUGGAAUUCAUUGUGCAGCGUCCACACUCAUUCUUUGAGGGAUACUUUCAGUUUACACAGCUCAAGAUAAUUCCGCCCAGAGCUGUACACAAGGAUUUGCUCUUUGUAUGGUCCGUGUAUCUAUAUUGUAGCUCAUGUGACUUACUACACCUUAAUCUUUUAUUUUAUAUACUAUUACUAAACAAAGUGCUAUCAAAAUGUUCCUGGACUGCCACAAAAAAAUAGAUACAGGCUUACCUAAUCACCUAGUUGAAUUUUUUUAUUUAUUAUUAUCACACUGGCCGAUUCCCACCAAGGCAGGGUGGCCAGAAAAAGAAAAACUUUCACCAUCAUUCACUCCAUCACUUGUCUCCUCUUUUUGGGAGGUCAUACACUAAUCCCAGCACCUCUACCACUUCUCAAAACAUUUCUGGAACACUUCUUUCCUAAUGGCAUCUUGCACAGCCUAUGAUUCUGCUUAAAUCUCCCCCAUGUUGUUAAAACAAUGCCCCUUGAGUGCCAUUUUUAUUUUUGAGAAGAGAAAAGUCACAGGGAGCUAAAUCCGAGAAGGGAGGGUGGGGGUGACAUAAUGUUAUUUUGGCCAGAAAACAUUCAUCUUUUUGGUUUUGAGUCAAGAAAUGGGGCACAAAUUUUGCAGCCACUCACCUUAAUGUUCAAAUUUUCAAUAAAAUUCUUUGACAUGACUCGUGAGAAAUUUCCACGGCACUUGCAGUGUCCUAUAUAUUCUGACAAUGAUCUUCAUGAAUAGGCUUCCUUCAAUUUUUUCAAUGUUGGGGUCUGUUUUUAACGUUGAUGGACAACCAGAUCGGUCAUCAUCCUUGACUUGUGUUCAUCCUGCUUUGAAUCAUCCUUGACUUGUGUUGUCCUGCUUUGAAUCAAGAAAACCAUUCCAAAUGUGAUGUCCAACUCAUUGCUUCAUUGCCGAAAUGCUUGCUGAAGCAUUUUGUGAGUUUCACUUGCUGUUCUUUCUUUUAAAGAUUCCAUUGUUACACAAAAAAUCUCAGCCACACCUACCUGACAAAAAAUGCUUAUCUAACCUCAGUGGAAUGGCUGACCAUACUGAAACUCACCAUGCUAUUUCUCAAAGGAGUGUACUGUGUAAUGUGAUUUAUGCUGCCUGCAAAAAUUUGAGUCCAUGAACUUUUUGAUAGCACCUCAUAUAAAUGGAUAAGUAAAGAUCUGUCUUUAUCAUUUAAAUAUAGGGACAGUAAUAAUUUAUAUAAAUAAUAAUAAUGAUGCAUAUUACCUAACAUUAGUGGUUGCAGUAUAUAAAUAUGUAUUUUAAUUAAUCUUAAUAACAAUAAUAAUUCCUAGGUAGUAGGUUGGUAGACAGCAACCGCCCAGGGAGGUACUACCGUCCUGCCAAGUGAGUGUAAAACGAAAGCCUGUAAUUGUUUUACAUGAUGGUAGGAUUGCUGGUGUCUAUUUUUUUGUCUCAUAAACAUGCAAGAUUUCAGGUACGUCUUGCUACUUCUUACACUUAGGUCACACUACACAUACAUGUACAAGCAUAUAUAUAUAUACACACACACCCCUCUGGGUUUUCUUCUAUUUUCUUUCUAGUUCUUGUUUAUUUCCUCUUAUCUCCAUGGGGAAGUGGAACAGAAUUCUUCCUAUGUAAGCCAUGCGUGUUGUAAGAGGCGACUGAAAUGCCAGGAGCAAGGGGCUAGUAACCCCUUCUACCGUAUAAAUUACUAAACUUAAAAAGAGAAACUUUUGUUUUUCUUUUUGGGCCACCCUGCCUUGGUGGGAUACGGCCGGUUUGUUGAAAAAAAAAAAAAAGAUAGUAAUUGCAUGCCAUAGAUAAAAUUUGAUCAAAUUAGUGAUAUUAACAUACUCCACCCUCAGCUGAAUACACCUUACUUCCAGUGCAGAGCUGUAUGACCCACCUAAGUUAACUUUUGGCUUUGAAUAUUGUAUUUAACUUACAACUCACUGAAAUAAUAUACAGUUUUAACCCUUUGACUGUUUUCGACGUAUAAAUACGUCUUACGAGCCAAUGUUUCUGACGUAUAUAUACUCAAUAAUUCUAGCGGCUUCAAAUCAAGCGGGAGAGAGCUGGUAGGCCCACAUGUGAGAGAAUGGGUCUGUGUGGUCAGUGUGCACCACAUAAAAAAAAUCCUGCAGCACACAUUGCGUAAUGAGAAAAAAAAACUGAUCGUUUUUUUUUUUGGAAUAAAACGCCGACUUUGAGGUGUAUUUUCAUAUAGUAUUUAUCGUUGUAUUCGCGUUUUCAUGGUCUUAGGUGAUAAAAUGGAAAACAUAUUACAGAAAUAGAGAUGAUUUUCAUUACUUUGACGAUGAAAAUUACCUUGAAACUGAGCUCAAAGUAGCGGAAAUGUUCGAUUUUUACCAAUGUUCAGGAGUAAAUAAAUCACACCACACGUCCAAUACACGUCAACUGGGGAGUCUAAUAUUCUUUCACUAGUGCACUGAUAUUAUUUAUACCAUUUUUACAAUAAUGCAGUAGUCUGCAUAACAGUAAAUUUUGUAUUUUUUUGUAUGAAUAAAAAAUCAAAAUAUAAAGCAAUAAUAAUAUAAGAGGGGCCUAGAGAUGUGACUAAUGAACAAAGCAUAUGUUAUUUUAGUGCCACGAAUGUCUACCUUGUUUAUUCUGGACCCUAUUUUGAAAUUGGCAUCUUUUUUAGUUUGCGUGAAAUUGGCUAAAUUGCCAAUUUCUGACCACCAUAUUGGGUAGUCCAAAUUAGUAAAUGGGAGGUUUCUUGUACUCAGCUGAUAGAUAAAAUGGAGUUCUAAAGAAAUAGCUAUGAGUUUGGUCAACUGGAACAAUGGAAUUGGCUGAAAAUAGGGCUCAAAGUCGGCGAAAUCGCCGAUACGCAUAUGUCGCCGAGACCGCUAACUUCGUGGGAGCAUAAUUCCAUGAGUUUUCGACCAAAUUUCGAACUUUUGGUGUCAAUACCAUCAUGAAAAGAUUCUCUAUCAUUUCAUAAGAAAAAAUAUUUUUUUUUUUCAAAAAUUGAGCGACAUAGAAUGACAGUUUCAGAAAGGGGCCUGAAACAGUCAAAGGGUUAAGCAAGAUUAUUGUAACUUAUGAUACUGUAUAAAUGUAGCACUGAAAUUCAUUCCAGUGCCAGAAUGUAACUGGUGCCGCUGUUGUAUGUUGUACUCAUUCUCCAGAUCCAGUAUAACUUUCAUAACCUUCAGGUAAAUAAGUAGGGGAAGGAGAUAAAUAAUUUGUGUAACUCUCAUGGCUUAGGGGACUUUUAGAAUAUUAGUUUCACAUAGUAAUGUUUAUAGUAACCCCUUCUCCUUUAUACAUUGCUAAAGUUAAAAAGAGAAACUUUUCUUUUUCUUUUUGGACCAGCCUGCUUCGGUGGGGUACGGCCAGUUUGUUGAAGGAAGAAUUAUGUUUAUUACUGUGAGUAAUUAUAAUGUGAAUCAUCAUUGACACUGGGAACCUAGACUGAAAGGCAGCAAAAUAAUGAUAUACUGUACUUAAAGAAAAUAAAAAUACAGUGCAUGUAUUUAAGUAUGGAGAAAUGAAUCUCAUUAAUGAAUUUUUUUGUAAAAGUGUAACACUGGACAAAAUUUGCUGCCGAGGUAAAAUUUUGUAUUUUGGGCUAAUUCCAGUACAGCUCUGUAGGCUGAUUUUGAAUCUGAAAUCUUAAUUGACAAACAAAUAAAGACUUAUUUAAAGAAAACUUUGAAAUAAUAUUGUCAUAUUUUGUGUUGCUGAUUAGCAUGCACAUAUGUCAGUUGUGUAUUUUUUUUUUUUUUUCAACAAACUGGCCAUAUCCCACCAAGGCAGGGUGGCCCAAAAAGAAAAAAGAAAGUUUCUCUUUUUAAAUUUAGUAAUAUAUACAGGAGAAGGGGUUACUAGCCCCUUGCUCCCGGCAUUUUAGUCGCCUCUUACAAUACACAUGGCUUACGGAGGAAGAAUUCUGUUCCACUUCCACAUGGAGGUAAGAGGAAAUAAACAAGAACAAGAACUAGAAAGAAAAUAAAAGAAAACCCAGAGGGAUGUGUAUAUAUAUGUUUGUACAUGUACGUGUAGUGUGACCCAAGCGUAAGUAGAAGUAGCAAGACGUACCUGAAAUCUUGCAUGUGUAUGGGACAGAAAAGAAAAGACACCAGCAAUCCUACCAUCGUGUAAAACAAUUACAGGCUUCCAUUUUACACUCACUUGGCAGGACGGUAGUACCUCCCUGGGCGGUUGCUGUCUACCAACCUACUACCUAGGAGUUGUGUAAUGUACUUGAUAUUUUAAUAAGCAAUGCCUAAAACAUGCAUUUUUCUGUAGCUAAAAGUCUUGAUGUGCUGGGUUAAUUCUGACUUUCAGUUUAAAAUCUGCAUAUUCAAGUUAACAGAGGGGACACAUUUACUUCAGUAGCAGAAAAAAUUAUUUUUUACUGUCCAGUGUAAUCUGCUUCAUUUGUUAAGUAUUCAUAAAUGUAUUUACUGAAUACUGAUAUAAGGUGGAGUACAGGAUAUCUGUGGAAGAGGGGCAGGAAAUAAAUGUCUGGUAGGGGCUUGAACAUUCACGAUAUUAGAAUGAGUGGAGUGAAUGGUCCGUCAAACAUUAGCUAACUAGAUUUGAGGUUUAAAUGUUGCAAAAUUAAGUGAGAAUGUGUUUUGGUAGAUCAAAAUUGGACCUUGAUGUUUGAAACCUUUCCUUGGAUCACCCUGUCUUGGUGAGUUUAGCCAAGGAGUUGAUAAACAAAAUUGAAGUUCAUCUUACGUAUCUACUGUAUUACAGUUAAAUGGGAUGGUACAUGCACACUGAUUAUAAUGUGCAGCUAAAAUAUAUCUGUAUAUUCGUGGAGCUCUGUCUCAGUUUCUUAUAAUUUUGAUAGUAAAAACCUUGUAUUAAAUAUGGCGAGAAAACUUGGUUUAAGAGGUUUUAAAAGUAAAAUAACCAUAGGAUUGUUGGUUAUUUGUAUUGCUGUCAAGACAGUUGUAUUUUCUCAAACUCGCUGGUAGGCUGAAAAGUGAUAUAAAAGGUUAUAGAGAAGAUCAUGACUGCAAUGGAAAGGGGUCACAGGUGUGGUGGUAGUGUGAAGGGUUGUCUAGAUAUUGAAAAGUCAGGAAGAUAUAAUGGAUAAACUUUGAAAGCAGCUGACAAAGCCCAUUAAAUUUAGAAUCGUCUGUUAUUCUUACAGUCCAUUGGGUAAAUUUACUUUGGAUUUAACUGAGAAAAUCUGUUCAGUCAGGAUUGUCUGGUAUUGUUAUAGUCUGCUGGGUAAAUUUAUUUUUGGAUUUAACACAGCUUGUUAAAUAAAAAAUUGUCAUACUGUUGUGAUCAUGAAAAACAUUCUCAAUUUGUAUCUUAACGGACAGUCGGCCUUAACAAACAAAAGAUUUGCCUGUACGGUCUGUGUGAUCGAUAAUACCUGUGAGCUAAGAAGGGACCACGAACAAAAGAUUUGCUUGUGCGGUCUGUGUGACCAGUAAUACCUGUGAGCUAAGAAGGGACCACGAACAAAAGAUUUGCUUGUACGGUCUGUGUGACCAAUAAUACCUGUGAGCGUACGGUCUGUGUGACCAAUAAUACCUGUGAGCUAAGGAGGGACCACGAACAAAAGAUUUGCCCGUAUGGUCUGUGUGACCAGUAAUCCCUUUGAGCUAAGAAGGGACCACAAACAAAAGAUUUGCUUGUAUGGUCUGUGUGACCAGUAAUACCUGUGAUCUAAGAGGGAUACUACAAUAUCACAUUGGCUGAAGGUCAAAAGAACUGGGUACUAAUGUUUACCUAAGUUUGAGUAAAAUUGCAGUUGUUAAACAAUCAUAAAGUUAUUAUACCAAACAAAAUCUAAAAGUAUUCAGGAGAGAGAUGUAGGGUGAAGUGAAGGGUGAUCCAGUGCCUGGUCAUUAAACAAAAUAAAAUAGUAAAGAAAGAAGAAGCACAUUUCCAUGUCAGCAAGCCCAUCAUGCACUAAGUUUGAUGUCUGGUUUAUAGAUGGUUCUGAUGCAUGCACCACCAAAUGACAUGGCAAAUCCAAAGACCCAACCAAUGCUCCUUUGUCUGUUUACAGAAAUACUUGAAUAUAGUAACUUUUCCCUUACAAUGACAUACUUGUGUCUAAUUUUGAGGGUUUUAUCCCUGCAGCCUGACCUGAGAUUAUGAUUGUAGAAAAAACUAGGAUAAGUUGGCACUAAAUGACUGAUAUAAUUUGAUGAUGGAUGAUGGAGAAGAGUGUAUUGUUGAUGAAGAUGCAUUCAGAAUCCUUAUCUAGUCUAGUCCACUUUUUAAAGUUUGAUUGAUGUGCAUUCCAGUUUUGUAAGAGUAUUUAGGCCGUGUUAAUUUCACAGUGGUCACAUUAAUUUUAACUAGUUAACGUGAGCUGCCUUAAUAGUGAUAAGGGUUGGUGUUUUUAUAUUUUUGCUCCAUUACUGGGGCUAAUUUAUUGGAUGUUUCCCUACAUUGUGUGCGGGAAUAGCAUUAAAACGAAUGUCUCAAGUGCCUAUAGAUUUUUUCUGAGCUUAACUGUUGUAUUUUUUAUUAUUGAGACAACUGACACUAUAAUAAUUUAUCUUCCAGUAUUUUUCCUAGGCAUCUUUUAUGUGAUGAGUGCACCUGUGUUAAAGUUGUUUUAUGAAGUGUUAUAUCUACAUGUUAUUAUGAAGUUUCCUCCCACAUCACAGUUUUUAAUGUCUGGGUAUGAAGGUAUCCACAUGAGCUGGUACUGUCUAUCUAUAUUUACACUUAAGGUGCUAGUACAUAGUAGUAUUGUAGUACUGUAUCAACUUUUAAUACUUUUUUCUUUAGUAGCAAAACCAUUGGGCACUGUUAUGUAGCUUUGGUGCUAUAGUAUCAAAAUUUAAGAACCGCCUACAAUUUCUGUUCAUAUCUUCUAAUAAGCAGGGAUGUUGUGUUGGAGGGCAAUCUGAAUUAUGAUGUUAACACACUUAUGGAAAGACUGAUUGAGUGAAUGAGAAUGAUGGUGAAUGUGUUUUCUUCUUUGGGUCACUCUGCCUUGGCAGGAGAGGGCCAUUAAAGUUAAAAAGCAUUGAAUAAUUUAAAGUUUGUUGAAACUGAGAAGAAUAUUCUGUAUUUGAUGUUAUUCUAGAUUUUUCCAAUAAUUGUCUUUUCUGACUCAAAAAAUCAUUAAAUGAUUGCAGACAAAUCGCAGAGUAGAUGGGGGCUUGAACCUAGUAGUUAGCACACCAGUUUGUGAGUUUUAGCCAGCCAUGGGUUCAAGCCCCACUUAUUCUGUGAUCAGGUUUCAGGAAUUAUUCUAGGAAUUCUUCCUCUGGUUCAUGGAACCUUCCACAGAAAGUAGUUGAUCAAACAUGUACACACACAAGAAUUUUAUACAAUUCUUUUCAUAUAUGGGAGCAAGGGGCUAGUAACCUCAUUUCCUGUAUAAAUUACUAAAUUUAAAAUGAAAAACUUUUGUGGGCCAUUUUUUAUGGUCACAACAGCUGUGUAAUUUUGUAUUGUGCAAGUUUUUAAGAUUUUAUAUGUAUCUGUAGUACAUAUACAGUGGACCCCCGCUUCACGAUCACCUCCCAAUGCGACCAGUUAUGUAAGUGUAUUUAUGGAAGUGCGUUUGUACGUGUAUGUUUGGGGGUCUGAAAUGGACUAAUCUAAUUCACAAUAUUCCUUAUGGGAACAAAUUCGUUCAGUACUGGCACCUGAACAUACUUCUGGAAUGAAAUAAUAUCGUAAACUGGGGUCCACUGUAUCUCUAGAUCUGCAUAAACUGUGGGUAAUGCAUUUUUAUUUUGAAGCUCUUUGUGUAAAUUUAGACAUACUUGGUAUGUCAUUUUCAUUUAGUUUGUAUACACUUAAGACAAUUUUUUGUAGUGUUUGCAAGUCUGGAAAGCAACAAUACAAAAUUGGGAGAUUGAGUCCUAUGGUUUACUCAAAUCAGCAAAUCUCACCUUUAUCAUUAUUAUUAGUUUAAUGUAUAAAGUAGUUUACAGAUAGAUACAAGCAUCUUUCUUGCCUAGGAAGUUAAUGACAGAUUAAAUUUGUAGAUUGUUGAAAAAAAGGUGGUACAGUACUGUAAUAGAGGACACUCAUUCCAAUAUAGACUGCCUUCAGCAUUGCAAAUGCAUCAUAUUUAUUGAGUAAUAAUAAUACAGUAGCAUGUGUUUGGAGAUGCUGUAUUAGUGUAACUACAUGUUUUCUAAGUAUUUUAUUUUAUUCAAAUAGUAUAAUUUUUAAUUUAUACUGUAUUGUGUUGCAGUUUUAAUUUUUACAAUUCUUCUUAACCCUUUCUCUGUCACAACCUUCAAAUUUAAAAGGUCUAUCAUGCAAUUUUUAAAGAAUAAUUAUCUUGUUUAGUGGUAGAAAAUCUUUUUCUAAAGGUAAUGACACCCAAAAUGCAAAACAUGAUGUAAAACCAAUGGAAUUAUGCAGGAGCAAAGAUGGAGAACUGGGAUCACUUUACACAUAUGUAGUUUUGCCCAUUGAGGCCUGUUUUAGUCCCCAGAAUGGCCUAAAUUCCUGGCUAUGUCACUAGUAUGACUGCUGUUGACUGAGUACAAGAAACUGCCCAUUCAUCUGUCAAAACUACUCUGUAUAGUGUAGAAUUUAUUAAUUUGACCAGUUUUACACAAUUCAACAAAUGCACACCCAAGGUAGACCCAUUCUUUCAUGUCUGAUUCAAAAUUUACCUCUCUUGGCAUAUUUGAAGGUGCUGUGAUAAAGUUGUACAUAAGCACCACUGGCCUUAAUAAAGUAUAUCAAUGUGGCAGACAGUGAAAGGGUUAGCUUAUAUUUCUACUUUAACAGUAUUUACCAUUCACUGUUUUAUAUCAUUUAAAUAGUUCUUUGUAGAGCCAAUAAGUCUGAAUGCAGAAUGUAUAGAGAGAAAAUUUGUUAUUCUUUCUUGGUAUUGACAUAUAUAUACAUUGAAACUAGUAUGUGUAGGUAGCAUUGGUUUUUAUAAUUUUACGUUUUUCUACAUAAAUUUAAAAUGACCUUGAUGUGGCUAGUGUAAAGAUACCUAAAACAAUGGUUUGCCACAUACAGAAUAGGAGGCAGCUUGUUAUCUAACAGUUCCGUCCAGUUGUGUUGUUUUGUUAAAUAAUAAUGUAAUAGAGGGUGAAAAAUGACCCAAGUGGUAAAAAAAAAAAAUGGUUUAUAUUUUUAAAGGUGUAUUCAUAACACAUGAAAUUUUAUAUUUUGAGUAUACUGUGUAUAGGUUGAAAUUUUUGAUACUUUUAUUCAUUGGUCAUCUUACUGUUUAUAAAUGUUUAUUUUUGUACAGCAUUUAUUUUUGCGUGCAAUAGAAUAUCUCAAGAAUCUCUGAUCUUUAAAUUUAUUUUGAUUAUUAAAGAAUAUUGGUACAGUACACACUUUAAAGUGACUAUCAAGCAGCACACUAAUUUGUAGGAUACAGUAGUAACAGUAUUUUAAGUAGAAAAAACUGUGUACAUAUAUAAAUGUGCGGUUUGUAGAUAAUGCUUUUAUUAUUUAGAUAUACUUUUAAGUAGUCCACCUUAACUUUAUGCCAAAGUACACAGUUUUAUCAUAAAAAUUAUGUGAAAACAAAUGACUUAUCCAGGUAGAAUGGUUGGCCUCACUCACCCAUAGGUACUUCACCCUGGGGGUAUCCCCUGCCCGUUGAUAGAUUUCUUGAGUUACAAUACAGCAUCACUGUGUGGUCUGCUCCAGCUUUACCACCUCAUUUAGACUUUUUUUUUUUUUCAAUUUCUUCACUCAUUCAGUCUUGUGUUGAGUCGUCUUGUUUCUUUCCCUUUACGUUUCCACUUAAUACAGGGUUCCUUUCGAAUGGCCAUUAAUUAGUUUUUCCAAGGUGUCUUGAGGGGCAUGCAUAUGAUGACUAGCUAUUUUUUCAGUAUUUCAGUGCUAAAUGAUCUCCAUGAUGUUAAUAAGGCACAGUAUGCAAUUAAUGGCAUUUUAUUGAGAAGACAUUUCCCACAAAAUGAGUUAAGCUUCUUUUUUACAUUUUAAUGUAAGUUUAAUUUCAUCCACAAGGGACUUUAUGAAUUCCCAUGAAUUAUGUUAAGCAUUUUUUAUAUUUUAAUAAAAGUUUAAUUGUAGCCACAGCAGUAUGUAAAAGUCUUAAAUCAGUGUUUUCAGAUGCUCCUUUAAGAGUUUUUAACACCUAAUGACUUACGAAAUCACUGGGCAAGUUUGGGUAUGUAGCCAUUUCUUCAGGUAAACCAAGUAUGGUAUAUAGCUUAGCCACCUCCCCAACAACUCUUCAAAAAUCUCAGAACCAUUCAUUAUUAGGGGGUUACAUUUAUGUGUGGUGCUUUUGAUCUUUCCCACUUCAAAGUGUAUUGUGUGUUGUUUGGAGGAAUGUCGAGAUAGUUAUUGCCUUCAUUACUUUGCUUUCUUCCACAGCCAUCUUGAUUCUCACACAUGCAGAAUAAUCACGUGUGUGGGUGGGUGUGAGUUGGACCUAAGUGACGUGUCUGACCUCACUAGGUCAGUGAGGUCAGACAGUCAGUGAGCUUAAGGUCACUAGGUCAGUGAGCUUAAGCCGAUAAGGGAAUUGGACCUGCCUCACAUAGGCCAGUAGGCCUGUUGCAGUGUAUCUUCUUUCUUAUGUGUUUUUUUUUUUUAACAAGUCGGCCGUCUCCCACCGAGGCAGGGUGACCCAAAAAGAAAGAAAAAAUCCCCAAAAAGAAAAUACUUUCAUCAUCAUUCAACACUUUCACCUCACUCACACAUAAUCACUGUUUUUGCAGAGGUGCUCAGAACACAACAGUUUAGAAGCAUAUACGUAUAAAGAUACACAACAUAUCCCUCCAAACUGCUAAUAUCCCGAACCCCUUCUUUAGAGUGCAUUCAUUGUACUUCCCAUUUCCAGAACUCAAGUCUGGCUAUAUAAAAAUAACUGGUUUCCCUGAAUCCCUUCACUAAAUAUUACCCUGCUCACACUCCAACAGAUCGUCAGGUCCCAAAUACCAUUCGUCUCCAUUCACUUCUAUCGAACAUGCUCAUGCACGCCUGCUGGAAGUCCAAGCCCCUCGCCCACAAAACCUCCCUUACCCGUUCCUUCCAACCUUUUCGAGGACGACCCCUACCCUGCCUUCCUUCCCCUACAGAUUUAUACGCUCUCCAUGUCAUUCUACUUUGAUCCAUUCUUUCUAAAUGGCCAAACCACCUCAACAACCCCUCUUCAGCCCUCUAAUACUUUUAUUAACUCCACACCUUCUCCUAAUUUCCACACUCCGAAUUUUCUGCAUAAUAUUUACACCACACAUUGCCCUUAGACAGGACAUCUCCACUGCCUCCAACCGCCUCCUCGCUGCUGCAUUCACAACCCAAGCUUCACACCCAUAUAAGAGUGUUGGUACUACUAUACUUUCAUACAUUCCCUUCUUUGCCUCCAUAGAUAACGUUUUUUGACUCCUCAUAUACCUCAACGCACCACUCGCCUUUUCCCCCUCAUCAAUUCUAUGAGUAACCUCAUCCUUCAUAAAUCCAUCCGCCGACACGUCGACUCCCAAGUAUCUGAAAACAUUUACUUCUUCCAUACUCCUCCUCCCCAAUUUGAUAUCCAAUUUUUCUUUAUCUAAAUCAUUUGAUACCCUCAUCACCUUACUCUUUUCUAUGUUCACUUUCAACUUUCUACCUUUACACACACUCCCAAACUCAUCCACUAACCUUUGCAAUUUUUCUUUAAAAUCUCCCAUAAGCACAGUAUCAUCAGCAAAAAGCAACUGUGUCAAUUCCCAUUUUGUAUUUAAUUCCCCAUAAUUUAAUCCCACCCCUCUCCUGAACACCCUAGCAUUUACUUCUUUUACAACCCCAUCUAUAAAUAUAUUAAACAACCAUGGUGACAUUACACAUCCCUGUCUGAGACCUACUUUUACUGGGAAGUAGUCUCCCUCUCUUCUACACACCCUAACCUGAGCCUCACUAUCCUCAUAAAAACUCUUUACAGCAUUUAGUAACUUGCCACCUAUUCCAUAUACUUGCAACAUCUGCCACAUUGCUCCCCUAUCCACUCUAUCAUAUGCCUUUUCUAAAUCCAUAAAUGCAAUAAAAACUUCCCUACCUUUAUCUAAAUACUGUUCACAUUAUAUACUUCAAUGUGAACACUUGAUCUACACAUCCCCUACCCACUCUGAAACCUCCUUGCUCAUCUGCAAUCCUACAUUCUGUCUUACCUCUAAUUCUUUCAAUUAUAACCCUACCGUACACUUUUCCUGGUAUACUCAGUAAACUUAUUCCACUAUAAUUUUUACAAUCUCUCUUGUCCCCCUUCCCUUUAUAUAAAGGGACUAUACAUGCUCUCUGCCAAUCCCUAGGUACCUUCCCCUCUUUCAUUCAUUUAUUAAACAAAAAUACCAACCACUCCAACACUAUAUCCCCCCCUGCUUUUAACAUUUCUGUCAUGAUCCCGUCAGUUCCAGCUGCUUUGCCCCCUUUCAUUCUACGUAAUGCCUCACGCACCUCCCCUACACUCGCAUCCUGCUCUUCUUCACUCCUAAAAGAUGGUAUACCUCCCUGUCCAGUGCAUGAAAUUACCGCUUCCCUUUCUUCGUCGACAUUUAAAAGUUCCUCAAAAUAUUCUCGCCAUCUACCCAAAACCUCCAUCUCCCCAUCUCUUAUGUUAGUAAAAUGUAUGUAAUUGUUGACCUCCAUUAGUUGCAGCUCUUUAGUCUUUGAGUUCGAACUCGGACAGUGUCUGAAUUUUCCCCCCUCCCAUGUAUAUCCAUAUUGUAUUUUUCACUUUCUCCUUGGAAAGUUCAGUGAUUCGUGUUUGCUCCCCUCUCUUUCUUUCGAAGGUGGAAGGCCAACAUAUUUGCUAUAAACUUAUUCUUGAACACUUUCACUUACAUUCUCAUACUAUGGCUGUGUACACCGACUGUUCCAUAUUCCCAUAUUUGAUGAGUUACACAGCUUUCUCUUCAGAUAGAGUAAUCCAAGGACAUUUACUAGUCUGCCAGCAUUUUCUUACCAGAGCUUACUCAUUGCUGUCAUAUACAUUACAAUUAUGUGCAUCUCAUUUGGAGUUUCAAACUCGGAAAUAUGACCCCCAACAUCAUGCUUCAUAUACAACAGUGGUUAUGUUGAAUUUCUAGCAAGUACAAAAAGGUAAUUUUUUGCAGGGUCCCUUGACACAUUGAUGUACAGGGUAAUAAACACACUCAUUUGCUUGCUUCACUGUUCAUGAUGUUCCAUCAAACUGCAGUUAAGCUUCUGGCUGUCUUCUCAUUACUGUUGGAUGUGGGAAACUGUGCUCACGUAUUUACAAAUCGGUCAUACAUGAUACUAUAUGGAAAGAAGCCUGGUACCUCACUUCUAGGAGCGCCCAAUGGCUUUAACAGUUAACCAUAUAUUAAUAAUCCAUUCUU
Cherax quadricarinatus is the source of this 16562-nucleotide messenger RNA. Lineage: Eukaryota; Metazoa; Arthropoda; Malacostraca; Decapoda; Parastacidae. The record is from RefSeq and is a predicted model, not a curated record.